Molecule: messenger RNA, 3726 nt
Organism: Teleopsis dalmanni
Lineage: Eukaryota; Metazoa; Arthropoda; Insecta; Diptera; Diopsidae
Gene: Ptr
Product: patched domain-containing protein 3
Exons: 10
Coding region: 129-3614 (1161 amino acids)
Cellular component (GO): plasma membrane; cytoplasmic vesicle membrane
Source: RefSeq, a predicted model, not a curated record
UUUAAAACAAAUUAGUGAAAUAAUUUAAAAAUUACUUGACUCCCAAACAAUAAAUUGUGGAUUAAAAAAGGAUAUCGGAAAUCGAUCAAAUUUUUUGUUACUAAAACUACGACAAAACUAGUAACAAGAUGGUAUGCGGCGUAUCUUGCGUGGAUAAAACUUUGAAUAAGUCAUUCUAUCAUUUGGGUAUUAUCAUUGCAAAACAUCCAGGAUAUUUUAUAAUUGUGCCAGUCUUGCUGUCCUUAUUAUGUAUAACAGGUUUCCAGCAGUUAAAAUACCAAAUCGAUCCUGAAUAUUUAUUUUCACCAGUCAAUGGAGAGGGAAAGGCUGAACGUGCAAUCGUUGAACAAUAUUUUAAAGUUAAUUACACACACCGUUUCAAUGUUGGGCGUAUUACUAGACCCGGACGUUUUGGACGUGUUAUUGUCAUACCAAAAGAUGGAAACGAUAAUAUGAUACGACGUGAGAUAUUUAAGGAGUUGCGACAACUGGACGAUAUAAUACAAAACGCCACAGUUCAUUUUGAAGGUGAUGCCUUCACGUACAAAGAUGCUUGUGCACGUUGGGAGAAUGAAUGCUUCUCAAACGAUAUCUUAAAUUUGGAUUUUAUCAUGGAUGAUAUUGAAUCUGGUGAAUUGAAUUUAACAUUUCCAUUAAUGUUCAAUCCAGUCACUUGGGAUGCGCAUGCGUUCCCGGUAUUCUUUGGUGGCACGAAAUUGACUGAAGAUAAUAUUAUCAUAAGUGUACCAGCCAUACAGUUGGUGUACUUUGUGGCAGCUGAUACAAAGCGGCAAGAUGCAAAAGGUGCCGAAUGGGAGGAGACUUUCUUGACUGUGGUUGGUAAAGCUGAAGACUCGGGCAUGUUUAAGCAUAUAUCAGUAGCAUAUUUUGCGUCACGUACUUUAGAUCACGAAUUAGAGAAAAAUACAAAAACCGUAGUACCAUAUUUUGGUUCAACAUUUAUUCUGAUAUCCUUCUUCAGUAUACUUACUUGCAUGAUGGGUGAUGCAGUACGUUCAAAGCCCUGGUUAGGUAUGAUGGGUAAUAUUUCAGCUGUAAUGUCAACCUGUGCUGCAUUUGGAUUUGCUAUGUAUUUGGGAAUUGAAUUUAUUGGAAUUAAUUUAGCUGCACCAUUUCUUAUAAUAAACGUUGCCAUUGAUGACACCUUCGUUAUGUUGGCCGCUUGGCGUCGCACACCAGCGAAGAUGCCGGUCGCUGAGCGCAUGGGCCAUAUGAUGUCUGAAGCUGCUGUUUCCAUAACAAUCACAUCAUUAACCGAUAUGAUUUCCUUCUCUAUUGGCAUCAUAAGUCCAUUCCGUUCCGUGCAGAUUUUCUGUACAUACUGUGGCUUUGCUGUCUGCUUCACUUUCCUAUGGCAUUGUACUUUCUUCGCUGCUUGCAUGGCCAUUUCUGGCUACCGCGAACACAGAAAUUUACAUGCAAUCUUCGGUUGCAAGGUCCAAGCCUUAUCUGUCGCUAUAAAAGAAAAACGCAAUUUUCUGUACAAAGCCAUAAUGGCUGGUGGCAUUAACCAUGAUGAUCCAGACAAUCCAAUCGAUAACAAGGAUCACAUGUUCAUGGCCUUCUUCAAAGACAAUCUUGCUUCAGUCAUCAACAACAAAUGGUGCAAAAUGCUGAUAAUACUUAUAUUUGCGGCAUACUUAGGCGGUGCUUGUUAUGGGAUUACACAAAUCAAAGAAGGUUUGGAGCGCAGAAAACUAUCAUCUGCAGAUUCAUAUUCUGUAGAGUUUUUUGACCGAGAGGAUGAUUACUAUCGCGAAUUUCCCUAUAGAAUGCAAGUUAUAAUUACUGGUGACUUGAAUUACUCCGAUCCAAUGGUACAAUAUCAAAUUGAGGAAUUAACACGAAACUUGGAAAACACCUCAUAUGUUUUUUCUUCACUCUACACUGAAUCCUGGAUACGCUCAUUUUUAUCUUUUGUGGAUCGCAAUAAUGACUAUCUCAACUUAACCAUAGAAAGUGAACAAGAUUUUAUAGAUGCCGUCAAAGAGCAUUGGCUGUUUCCUGGUAAUCCAUUUUCGUUAGACGUUAAAUUUAAUGAAAACGAUACACGCAUCAUAGCAUCACGUUUUCUUAUACAAGCAGUCAACAUAACCGAUACAAAUCAUGAAAAAGAAAUGGUACGCGACUUGCGUAAGAUAUGCAAGGACUCACCGCUUAAUGCAUCUAUUUUCCAUCCCUACUUCGUUUUCUUCGAUCAAUUUGAAUUAGUGCGACCAACCUCACUACAAGCAAUGAUUAUAGGUGCAAUUAUUAUGAUGAUUAUAUCAUAUAUAUUCAUACCAAACAUUCUAUGCUCACUUUGGGUGGCCUUUUCUGUUAUAUCCAUUGAAUUGGGUGUAGCUGGUUAUAUGGCAUUAUGGGAUGUCAAUCUAGACUCCAUCUCAAUGAUUAAUCUUAUUAUGUGUAUUGGUUUCUCGGUUGAUUUUACAGCACAUAUUUGUUAUGCUUAUAUGUCAUCGAAAAAGAAGAGUCCAAAAGCGCGUAUACGUGAAUCACUACACUCACUUGGCUUACCAAUUGUUCAAGGUUCAAGUUCCACAAUACUUGGCAUCAUUGCAUUGCUUUUGGCACAAAGUUAUAUAUUCCUUGUAUUCUUCAAAAUGGUGUUUCUAGUAAUAUUCUUUGGCGCUAUGCAUGGUCUAUUCCUGUUGCCAGUGCUACUCUCACUUUUUGGACCAGGUUCAUUACAAACUUGGAAGGGUACUGAUAAUGGAGCUGAAGAUGAAUUUGAAGAUGUUGAAACUGAUAUGAAAAUGUCCAAAAUGGAAAAACCAUUUGCUAAUGCAUACUACAUGCAGUAUCCAACAAUGGGUAUUAAUGGUCCUUAUGGCUCGAAAGGUUUUUUAGGUGCACCGUACAAGGCGUACGGUGAUGAAAAGGAUUUAGGUUUGGGUACGUCUGGUGAAGAUUCAUCCGAAAGUAGUUCGAAUCGUUCACAACAACGUCAAGCAAUGGAAUACGAAAACACACGAAGGCAAUAUGAAGAAGGUUGGCGACGUUCUUCAUAUCAUAAUCUUUACAAUAAUACUCAGUCACAAUUUCAACCACAUCCAGACCUAUAUGGACAACAAGUAACAGCACAAGAAUGGCGUGAAAGAUUAGAUGAAUAUCAACAGAAACAAACUAAACAACAACAGCAACAGCAGCAGCAACAGCAACAACGUCGAAAUGGCUAUGAUAACGAGGUAAUGCAUAUGCAACGUCGUCGUACCUCACAUGGUGAUAUUCUGGAUGGUGUUGUUGGUCAAUACACACCGACAUCAUCAAUGGAUGAACGUAUACGACGUAAAUACCGACAAAAUGGUAAUAAUAGUGAUGACAAUAGUUUUCAUCAACGCAUCAAUGCCGCACCUUUAGCCACAUCAUCAAAACGUUAUCAUCGUCGUCGCUCUUCCGAGGACUCAACGCGGUACUAUCAACGUUGGCAAGCUGCGAAUAUGGAAGAUAGACGCGGUAGACAAUAUCCACCAGCAGCACAUGAUUCAAAUAUGUAUCGUCCACACCUGCCAAUACGUUCCUCAUCACAUCACAAUCUUUAUUAUCCGGCGCAACAACCGCUGUCAUAUAAAUUCGAUGGACGGUACUAUUAAUAGUGAUAUAUAAUAGUGAUUUCUUAUAUACUCGUACGCUCUGCUGAAACCACAAAUUAGUUUAUUUUUACAUUGAAAUUGAAAUUAAAAAAAAAACAUUUAUGAUUAUAUU